UCUACGACCACCUCCCUCACGCUUCGUGCUAUUCUUGCUACAGAUUCUCUUCAUAACCACACAGCCUUAGAUCAUGGGAGCUUCAGACGGAAAUAUGCUCCGAGGAGCGCCAUUUGAAGACCCCGCGUAUCUCCCCUCGCGUCUCCCCUCCUCGUACAAUCCAAUGCACACAUUCGAGCUCCCGAAGGGAGCAGAUAAGCACUACAGACAGCAAUUCGCGGACAUGUACUUCCUAAGACUGGCGCAAUUGAAGGAGGCAGUGAGGCAGAAGGCGCAGGACGCCUGGUCUGACUUCAAGCUUGGGAACGAACAAGCACGAUUCGUCGAUCGAGUGUUAGAUGUGCGGCAAGGCGAGCUAUGCUGGGUCAUUGGUACAGUGUACAUCGAGAUGGGCUUGAAGCCCAAUAUCCUCGACGACAUAGCCAAAGAGCACUGGAUCGCCGCCCCACCCUCCCGCGCCACCUACAAAUCCACAAACGACGCAAUGAUGCUGGAAGACGAAUCCGGCCGCCUGCGCCUCACCGGCGCAAUAACCAAUUCCUCCACCAACGAUGAUUCGUACUCGUACGUCACAGGCUGCGUCCUCGCGGCCCUAGGCACAGAACAAGCAGACGGCGCGUUUCACGUCCUAGCAACGCAAUGGGCGGAUCUGCCCCGGCAACCCCAGCGGUGGGAACGCGACGACUCGGCGCUGGCAAUGGCAAAGAAACCGGUCCCACAACGCAAAUCAGAGAAGAGAAAGGGCGAAUCCGGCAAACUCGCCAUCGUCUCGGGACUCGAAAUCACGGGCACGGAAGACGACGACGUACCGCUGGAUCUCUUCAUAGAAUACCUCACCUGCGAAUCCGGCGGUCCGCCAGACCAAACCCCCCGCACGAAAUUCUCCCGCCUUCUCAUCGCGGGCAACAGUCUGUCGCACUCAUCUCCCAUUCUGUCGAGGGAAGAUUUCGCGGCUGCGAGAAAAGCGGGCAAGCAGAAACACUACGGAUACGACAGCUCGGCCUACAACGCCUCGCCCUCGGAACGCCUCGACGACUUCCUCGCGCAGAUACUGCCAACGGUACCGGUCACCCUUCUCCCCGGCGCUUCCGAUCCCGCAAACGUGGCGCUACCCCAGCAACCGCUGCAUCCUGCGCUCUUUCCGAAGAGCAGACACUACGCCAACCCUCCGGCCUCGAGCAACGAGACGCGCGAAGGGUUGGACAGCGUGACGAACCCCUGGGAAGGCGACAUCGAGGGUUGGCGCGUCGUCGGCUCCGGAGGCCAGAAUGUCGACGACUUGAUGAAGUAUGUUUCCCUUGGGAGUGUGGGCGCUCUGGAUGUCAUGGAGUUUAUGCUGAGGUGGAGAUGUAUAGCUCCCACGGCGCCGGAUACGCUGUGGUGCUAUCCCUUCCAAGACGACGACCCCCUAAUCGUAAAGGACUGCCCGCACAUCUACAUUGUCGGCAACCAAGCGGAGUUUGCGAAGCGGGUGAUUACGGGUCCCGCGGGCCAGCGAGUGCUGCUUAUCGCGGUGCCCAGGUUCAGUCAGACGAGGCAGGUCGUGGUGCUGGAUUUGGAGAGCUUGGAGGUGGAGAAGGUGGCUUUUGAUGUUAGGGGUUAGGCUUGUUUUAGGGGGAGAAAAGAGGUUGAAGAGUGUUGAAGAGGGAAUAGUAGGGCGGAGUGGAAGGGAAGGGGAAGGGAAGGAGAUGGUUUGUCUUCGAGAAAUGAUACCCGUCAUGAUGAUCGUCUGGGCGUUUACAUGACUGAUGUUUAGGCUUACCUUGG
Molecule: messenger RNA, 1767 nt
Organism: Westerdykella ornata
Lineage: Eukaryota; Fungi; Ascomycota; Dothideomycetes; Pleosporales; Sporormiaceae
Product: DNA polymerase delta subunit 2
Exons: 5
Coding region: 95-1603 (502 amino acids)
Biological process (GO): DNA strand elongation involved in DNA replication; DNA replication
Cellular component (GO): delta DNA polymerase complex
Molecular function (GO): DNA binding
Source: RefSeq, a predicted model, not a curated record